UCGUCCAUAUAGCAGGCACAACCUUCAUUGAUCUUUCCAACCUCAACACUCAGCAAGCCACCAACAUUAUUCAGAAUGUCCGCCACAAAACUGUUGGGGGGUGCUUUUGCGAGUUAUUUUGGCGCAGAGGCGGUUCCUCACCUCGGAAGCACAAUCGAAGCAGUUACGGGGCUUGAAAUCCACGUCGCCAAAGAGUUCUUUGCUAGCGUCAACUUUAAAUGCCCCUCUGUUCACUACAAGGCCUAUGGCUACAUGUACUUGUUCAUUCCCGCCGCAGUCUUGUUUUGUCUUGCUUUGUGGGCGAGAAAGUCGAGUUUUCUAAACAUUCUCCUGCCUGUUUCGUGGCUGAUGUACGCUUUUAUUGACACAACGUAUUACGUGUGCGCAACGUUGGGGCCUAAAGAUAUAGCAAUGGCUAAGGCAAACACAACAGAGGCUAAGGAAGCGGUCUUACAAGACUUUGCGGACGCGGAAGCCAUGUCGCAAAUGGUUGCUUUCAUACUGCUUCUAUCGUAUAUCGUAUGCGCUACAAUUGCUAUCAGCGUAAUAAGGCUCUGCAAGAAAGCACAAGAUCCCAAGGAAUUGGACGAAAAUAACCUUGACGAUGCCAAGGAAGAAGAUCUCAAUGAGAAAAAGCAACUGGCCGCGGCGUGGAGUGGCGACGUGAUAGGUGAGAGGAAAGAAGAAACAAACGCAGAGAUCAAAACCCAAAUGUGACUCGAGGGUCUCUGUCAGCCGCUAUUUUGUAAAAUACCAAGUGUGAGAAAGCAUCCAUUCCCACCGGCGGAUUGGGGGAGGCCUUUUCGAAUUUUUUUUAUGGAAUUUGGUGUGUUGAAAACAUCGUUGCAUCAUAGCUAACGAAUACAUACCAAGAUCCCCGUCUUUUUUCCAAAUGCCGUAGCAGACCUUGAAAUGUUAGGAGGGGGGGCACGAUACAGAAACAUAAAGAAAAUAUCGGGAACACAGCCACACCCUACUGGUCACUUUCUUAUAUUUUUUGAUAAUAUUAUGGUGCGUGCCCCACCCCCUGUACGGCCUUGUUUUCGCUUACUAUCUUUUAAUCCUGUGAUAUACAUCCAUGAUGCGGUAAUGCGAGUCACGACGCAGUGCAAGUAUUUAAAAAAGGUGUAUACUUUAAGAACAAUUGAGACACUGUAAUACUAGAACAAGA
Nematostella vectensis (starlet sea anemone) is the source of this 1171-nucleotide messenger RNA. RefSeq lists its product as uncharacterized. The transcript has 2 exons. NCBI's taxonomy places the organism in Eukaryota, Metazoa, Cnidaria, Anthozoa, Actiniaria, Edwardsiidae. The record is from RefSeq and is a predicted model, not a curated record. Bases 76 to 717 code for a protein of 213 amino acids. Gene Ontology annotation, molecular function: monoatomic cation channel activity.